CGUCAUGGUGAUAAGGGGAGCAUUUUUAGUUGAGUUCUAGCCCGAAGCUCCACACUUUCUGGUUAGCAGUGAACCUAGCAACUUCUGCUCCUCCUGCGGGAAAAAGUAUACCUUACUGAUAAACAUGGCCAAUCAGGGACCUGCUUUCGGACUUAGUAGGGACAUUCGGAACAAGAUUGAGAAGAAGUAUGAACCUGAACUGGAGGAGCGGCUAGUGGAGUGGAUUAUUGCUCAGUGUGGGGCGAGUGUGGGGCGACCUGAGCCAGGAAGAAUGGGGUUCCAAGCUUGGCUUAAGGAUGGCACAGUACUGAGUCUCCUGAUUAACAGCCUCUACUCAGAGGACAAGAAACCCAUUAAGAAGAUUCAGGACACGGACAAAGCUUUUAAACAAAUGGAACAGGUGUCACAGUUUCUGAAGGCAGCUGAAAAUUAUGGAGUCAACAAAACUGACAUUUUCCAGACUGUGGAUCUAUGGGAGUCGAAGGAUAUGGCUGCUGUUCAGAGAACCCUCAUGGCUUUGGGAAGUAUUGCCGUAACAAGGAAUGAUGGGCAUUACCAUGGUGAUCUAAACUGGUUCCACAAGAAAGCACAAGAAAAUAAGCGAGAGUUCACAGAAGAGCAACUGGCCCAGGGAAAGAACAUUAUUGGUCUGCAGAUGGGAAGCAAUCAAGGAGCGUCACAGGCUGGGAUGGUUGGCUAUGGACAAGCCAGACAGAUUAUUAGCUAAAUAACAAUACUGAUGGAUCUUUCUCUUCUUUUUUUCCUCUCUCUAAAGCAUGAAUUUAUCUUUUUUUUUGAAGUCAAUGAUCCAAACAGCUCAUAACACUAAACCUUCCAUGACCUAAAUUGUGAGAUAGACAUGAGUAGUGGUUAUUUAUUAUUUGGCAGUUUUAAAAUAAAUGCAUUUCUUACAACAGUUUUGUGUUUUUAGACCCCUUUUUGGAUAUGGGCUGUAAUUUGGAAUUAUUUGCAAGACAAAAAAAAAUCUACAUACCCACUCUGGGUUGCCAAGGACUGUAUGUCACAUGGCUAACUUGUCAUUUCAACCAUCUUUGUGAAAUUGUGCAAGUGUAAUAGAGCAUGUUGGCAAAGCUUAUUGUUCAUAUGGCUUAACCAGUCUGCUUUGUUUUUUUUUGUCACUGUUGAUCUGCUUCGUUACUAAAAAUGUACGUUAUGUAUUUCUUAAAAAAAAAAGAAGAAACUACACAAUGUUUGAAACCAGUCAUCACCAUUUGAAAGGCAUUUGAAUAAGUGAGCAAAACAUGAAUUUCAAUAAACUAAUAAAAAUUUAAAUGUUUUCUGUGUAAAUGGCCAAAGGAAUUCAAAGCAAACUAGUGAAAUGAUUACAUUGCCAUUCCAAUGACGUUUUUUUUAUUUUUUAAAAAUUGUUUUUUGUUGUUUACUUUGCGUUUGAUGGUUACCUUCCAAAAUUCACCCUCUUGCUCAUCAUGGACACUGUGUGUGGGGUGGUUGUUUACUUGCUGGUAAACUCUUUGAUUUCCAAAAAUUGUCCAUGUUUACUAUUAGAAGUGAAAUAUUUUAACGAUAACUUGCACAAGGAGUGGGGAAAGAAAGGACGACUUGCAACAUGCAACUCUGAUGCUAAGCAACAACUGUAUCUGUUGGGAGCAGUAAAUGACUGUGUGUAGAAUUAGUGGGGCUAAUUUUUAAAGCAGAUUUCCUGAUGGAAUGGAUCCAUUUAUGGUCAGAAGUGCAAGUUUCUAAAACAAAUCUUGUAUAAAAUGUCCUCUUUUGAAAAUUACUCUAAGUCUGUUGUACAUUAUUUUUGUUAAACAAAUUCUGAAUCUUUUAGCCCUAAAUUUUGUACAUUUGUCAUUUGAAACCAUAACAACUUAAAUAAAAGUUUUGAGAUGGAGAA
Messenger RNA from Hemiscyllium ocellatum (epaulette shark), 1879 nucleotides. RefSeq names its product transgelin-like. NCBI's taxonomy places the organism in Eukaryota, Metazoa, Chordata, Chondrichthyes, Orectolobiformes, Hemiscylliidae. The transcript is spliced from 5 exons. The record is from RefSeq and is a predicted model, not a curated record. The coding region runs from base 125 to 727 and encodes 200 amino acids. Gene Ontology annotation, molecular function: protein binding.